AUGACAUGUGAUAGAUGCUCAACAGAAGAGGGACGUGGACCGUCUGCCAUUGAGCAGCCUUGGCCAAACGUCGUAGGAACACGGCAUGCAUUUUGCACUGAUAUACCCCUUUGUCGGUGGCGAUAUGUUCUGGGCGUGGGCGAUGACAUUGUUGAUGGGACGAUGAAGUGGGAGUGGUGGAUGAAGACUGGGAGAACAGGAUUUGCAGCCAUGAGAUCGGCAUUUGGCGUGGCUCGGCGCGUGGGUGACGCGAUUUGGCUUUGCAGCAGGGAUUCCCCGGUCAACUUCGAGACGUCCUCUUCUUCCCUUCUCACUCCCUUCAUCUUCUGCUCUAGUCUUGGUUUCAGAGCCUCGACAACUCCAUCAUCAGGCGGAUAUUUCUCGACCGAAUCCGCGAUGCAAUGCAGUGGCAAUCUUCCCCGCACGCCUCACAGUGUCCUCGAAUCUGGACCACCGAUUAGCAAGAAAAGUUUUCUUUACCAGAAUCAUCAACCUGGCCGACUUGCCUCUCAGCACGAUGCAUUGUUGGUGAUUGGAUGUGACUGGCAUACACAGCUUUCGAAGCUCAGUCAGGCACAGCUCUCUUCGAUACCAACUCCCCAACGGACAUGCCCCUCUUCGAUUCGUGCAUCGGAUUUUCCAAAGGACUCUGCGUCGAGUCUUGCCACUCCAUGA
Messenger RNA from Zasmidium cellare ATCC 36951, 675 nucleotides. RefSeq lists its product as uncharacterized. Lineage: Eukaryota; Fungi; Ascomycota; Dothideomycetes; Mycosphaerellales; Mycosphaerellaceae. The record is from RefSeq and is a predicted model, not a curated record. The coding region runs from base 1 to 675 and encodes 224 amino acids. The transcript has 3 exons.